AUGAACCUCAAUCACAAUGUUUCACUUGACACUGAUACGUCGUCAGUUAUAUUAGACGACAAAAUUGCUAGCUUCGGGGCUUCACAGAUAACAAAAGUGGCAAUUCCCCAACCCUCAGGGCCGCUUUCAUGCUCUAUCGAGUCAAUCGAAGUUUUAAGCAGACGUUCCUACAACGACCCACACACUGCUGCCUUAGCUAGUGCCGAGUUUAUUUUGCCGCAAAGAGUACUCUUGGAUAAUCAACUGGAUGAAUCCAAGAUGAUCAAAGUUAUGAUUGAUGGCGAUGAUGGUGGUGUAGAGUUCAGCAAAGUCUACGAGCGUAUUAACGCCGCCUUGAGAAUACGAUCCCUCUAUAAAAAGGUCGACGAACGAAUCCUACCGGAAGAGAUGAUCCCGCUUCCCAACCUCGUUUCCAUCACACAAGAGAAAGGGAUUUAUCAAAUCGCCAACUCUAGCACUACGCUCUGCGCCAAGUUACGCUCUUGGGAGCAGUUCGCGCAGGAUGCGAAUCAAAUGCGUCUCACGGUGAACCAUUCCUCCUGUAUUCAGGCCUGCAAUCACCGUCUGGGAAUCAUGCAGGAGCGGUCGCGUAUGUUUUUCCUCCUGAACGCCGAAAUCGAGGAGCGGCAGCACCUGCGGAAAGCAGGCGGGGUGUUCGCGAACGUGAUGAAGGUGGACUGCUCAGUCGACCUGGCCAAUAGUAUGGACGCGCAGGAGCUGCUCGACCACAUCUUGAGUACGUGCGAGCGGGAUAUGGAGGCGAGGGUCCGCCUUCGGGAUGGGACCAACCUCACGCUGCGUGAGCUUUUUGAGCGGUAUGGGGUGAGCGAUCCUAUGAAGUUGAGUGUGGAAAGGCUCGGGUGGCAGCCCCGGUUGAACGUCCCGGACCUCGCCGAGCACUCCGUGGAUCGGGAAAGCCUUGGGGCGGAGCUCCGGCACGCAUUCAUGAGCGUCGGCGGCUCCUUGAGCUUGAGGCUGCAUAAACAUCUUCUGGAACGCGUUCAGAAUUCUCGAGAGGCCUCAGAGUUCGCCAUUCCGGUUUACGGCACAUCCCCACACGAACUUGUCAACCUGGCGGAGACUAUGAAGCAGCAUGGUAUGGGACCAUGUGUUUGCAUUCGCUGGGUGCUGAGCCUUCGCUUUCUUCAAUCGCCCGGCUCUUUUGUUCCUGUCGAGUGUUCAACCAUGCAGGAACAGCUGGAUUUUUUCUUCUUACCAAUAUUAAACGCUUCGAUUGCACCGACAACCCCUGACAACGCCUCUCUUACGUGGCUUCUACAGCAGGUGGGGGCCAUCCAGUUUGAGGGCCUCUCGGAAGGCCCGGAGCCGAACUUUGAUCCUUUUCUUGGUGUCCCCUCCAGCAUUAAGUACCCUGCCGCGGUUAGCAGUCUGUACUACUUAUAUUACAUCUACUCGAAUUUAGCCAUUGUUAACCGCAUCCGGCUGCGCGCGGGGCUCAAUACCUUUCAGCUUCGGUGCAGUGGGGCCCAUCGCGGUGGCGUAGAUGAUGUUAUUGGUGGAUAUAUGCUUGGAGACCUUAUUACGCGCGCUACGAAGCUUCAUAACUAUCCGGUUAUACAAUACCUGUGUGGUGUUCAUGGGGUGGGGCUAACCUUAUCACCGCUUAGCGACCACAUUAACGACAUCGUUUCUUAUCGACACCACCCUCUCCCAAAUUUCUUGCAUCGGUGCUUGAAAAUAUCCAUUGCGACCGAGGCUCCUCUGCGUUAUCAUCAUAAUCCUAACCCGCUGAUUGAGGAGUACGCCACAUCCCAAAAGAUCUUUCGCUUGAGCGCGCUUGACAUGACAGAGUUAGCCCACAAUAGUGUUCUGAUUUCUUCCUUUCCGCACAUUACCAAACAGCAAUGGUUAAGCAAGAAUUACAAGUUGGGCGCGAAGGGCAACACAUUCGAGAAGAGCCAGGUUACCAACGUGCGGCUUAACUUUCGCGAGCAGGCUUGGCAAUUGGAGCGCGAUAUGAUGCGGGAUCUCUACUUGAAUUGUGUGCGGGAAAGCACAGAGGAGCUAACGCGGUGGUCCCUCUUGAGUAAUGUCCAGGAGGUGGAGUAUAACGCCGUGUGGGAUAGUCGUGUUCGCUUCCCGCGCACCGUGUUAAGCGGCUUGUUGAAGAAAAGCCAGGCGGCGGUGAUCGCUGCCUCGCGAAUCGCCCGCGCGUUGGACCUGCGGCAUCGGUACAUAUGGAAGGGACCGAAUCCAUGGGAGAUGAACCCCGAUAAUCGCGAUCUCGAGGAGGACUUCCAGCGUAAAACGGAUACCUUUAACGAAGACGAGUGGACCUAUGCUGGGAGUGAUGCCGUGUUCAUUGCCUUUCCACGUAACGCCGUUCACGCUUGGCCACGCUCGCUACCAACCCUCGAAGCUUUCCAUGCUGAUCUUCGUGAGCUGCAGGCGAUCUGCGCGUCCGCCGAAGUUAAGGAGUUCACCCACAAGCGUUUGGAGAAUCUAGACCACAAGUUUAGUCUUCAUCUCGCCCUCAACCACGCCAACGAGGCGGGUAAAACGAAGGAGCGUGCGUCCUGCAAUCGCGAUAUCUAUCAAGCUACCAAAGUCGAUACCCAUAUACACAUGGCUGCUGGGAUGACGCCGAAGCAAAUUCUCAAAUUUGUGUUGAAAAAAUUUCAUGGGAGCUCUGACGACAUAGCUAUGAAGAAGGGUGAUGAAAUCCUAACGCUUGGCCAGAUAUUCGCGAAGUCCGGGAUCACCAACAGUUUGUCUGUGGAUCAGCUAAGCGUUCAGGCGGAUCACACCUUAUUCGAGCGCUUUGAUAAUUUCAACAAUAAGUACAACCCAAUGGACAACAGCGAUCUCCGCUCUUUACUUCUUAAGACGGACAAUUUUAUGAAUGGUCGCUACUUCGCCGAAAUUAUCCAUGAUGUAUUUAACCAGUACUCAAGGGAUCAAUACACGUACGCCGAAAAUCGUGUCUCGGUGUAUGGUAUAAAUAUUCACGAGUGGGAAAAGCUCUCAAAUUGGUUCUCAACCUAUGGUCUGAACAAUAAGCACAAUAAGUGGGUAAUUCAGGUGCCGCGGGUGUACAAAGUAUUUCGUGGGCAGAACGUCAUAGGCAGCUUCGGACAAUACCUCCAGAACAUUUUUCAACCUCUAUGGGAGGCCUCACUACACCCAUCCGAGCACCCGAUGCUGCACAACUUUCUCAAGUAUGUAAGUGGCUUCGACUCUGUUGAUAAUGAGGCGACCAUUGAUCUCUCUUUUACCCUAACCUCACCGUGGUCGUGGACUUCAAUUGAGAACCCGCCAUAUUGCUAUUACUUGUACUAUUUAUACGCCAACUUACGGACCUUGAACGAGUUUCGAGCCUCUCGAAGCUUCACGACGUUUUCUUUCCGACCACAUUGCGGCGAAUCUGGUGCGAAUGAGCACCUUUACGGGGCCUUCCUCUGCGCCAACAGCAUUUGCCAUGGAAUCAACCUUCGGAACGACCCACCGAUGCAGUAUUUGUAUUAUCUCGCGCAGGUCGGUCUACACGUAUCGCCUCUUAGCAAUAACGCGCUUUUUCUGCGGUUUGUGAACAAUCCUUUCCCCGAUUUCUUUCGCCGAGGGUUGAAUGUUUCGCUGAGCACGGAUGAUCCGAUGAUGUUUCACCACACGCAGGAGCCGCUCAUUGAGGAGUACAGCAUCGCGGCGCGGGUGUGGGGUCUGAGCCCGAACGAUCUCUGUGAGAUCGCGCGGAAUUCGGUCCUGCAGUCUGGAUUUAGCUACGACUUUAAACGCGAGGCGAUUGGGAAUUACUGGUUUAUGUCCUCCUCUAUUAGCAAUGAGCCCUGGCGAACGCACCUCUCGGACAUUCGUGUUGCCUUCCGUUUUGAAACCUACCAUACUGAAAUGCAACAACUGGAGGCUUAUUGUAGACGCCCGAUAUUUCGCUUUAUGCUCACAUCAGAUGAAGAGCGAGAUAUCAUUGCUAAGAAUCUACAGAAUGAUACCGAUGAGAUGGUGAUCUUGUCUACUCGAGAUCAGGCCAUGGAGAUGGUGCUGCGCGAAAUUGGGGAUACUAAGGAUCAGAUUUCCUCCGCCAAGCGUCAGUUUAGCUCCUUACAUCGGCAGGAACGAGCCCUGAUUAAUAACAUUACGGAGUUUGGUGCCCAGCGCAAGAAAUCUGAAAAUGAACUCCAAAAGAUAGCCGCACAAGAGAUACUAAAAUACAAGAGAGAAAAUAUGAGUUCAGAUUCUCUGCCACCGGUCUCUGCUUUUAAAACUUCAGAGCGCCUAACCAUGGAGAGGCUUCUUAAAUGGCGACCGAUGCAAGCAAAAACGCUAAGGGACGUCACGGAAAAGAGGUAUUUACUCCCCCAUAAAGGGAGACCACUCCCUCCACUACAGUAG
Molecule: messenger RNA, 4365 nt
Organism: Phytomonas sp. Hart1
Lineage: Eukaryota; Euglenozoa; Kinetoplastea; Trypanosomatida; Trypanosomatidae
Source: the annotation of a GenBank genome assembly